Messenger RNA from Anolis carolinensis (green anole), 1666 nucleotides. Its product is annotated as olfactory receptor 4D1-like. The transcript has a single exon. Bases 202 to 1143 code for a protein of 313 amino acids. Gene Ontology annotation, molecular function: olfactory receptor activity; G protein-coupled receptor activity. NCBI's taxonomy places the organism in Eukaryota, Metazoa, Chordata, Lepidosauria, Squamata, Anolidae. Gene Ontology annotation, biological process: G protein-coupled receptor signaling pathway. The record is from RefSeq and is a predicted model, not a curated record. Gene Ontology annotation, cellular component: plasma membrane.
UCGCUAAAAAAAGUUUCAAACCCUCCCCCCCUCCAAAAAAAAUGUCUGUCUUUGGUCCUGGUACUAGAAAUAUGUGUGUGUGUGUGUGUGUGUGUGUGUGUGUGUGUAACUAUUUUCAUGGGUGAAAUUGUUUGAAGACAAAUUGAUAGCAUGAUUUUAAUUUUCCCUAGAGUUUCCUGAAGAAACCAAAAGAAUGCUACAAUGAAGAACAACAGCACAACAGUGAAAGAAUUUAUUCUUCUGGGCCUGUCACAAAAUCCCAGAAUGCAGACCUUUCUCUUCUUUCUAUUCCUUUGUAUCUAUAUCACAACCUGGCUUGGUAAUCUCACAAUUAUUAUUACAGUGAUCAUCACACCCAGUCUCCAUACACCCAUGUACUUUAUGUUAGCUAAUUUGGCCAUCAUAGACAUAAGUGAAUCAACUGUCACAUCACUCAAAUUGUUAUGGGACCUUCUCUCCCAUACUCAUAGUAUCACAUACAAUGGGUGUGUUUCACAGGUUUUUUUCUUUCAUUUAACAGGGGGUGCUGUGGUCUUCUUGCUAGUUGUCAUGGCUGUUGACAGAUAUAUAGCGAUUUACAAGCCACUACAAUACAUGGUGAUCAUGAAUCCAAGAGUUUGUAUACGUUUGGUAGUAGGAACAUGGUUAGGAGGCUUUGCUCAUUCCAUUGUUCAGACCAUCAUUCUUAUUCAAUUACCCUUCUGUGAAUCCAAUAUUCUGGAUCAUUUUUACUGCGAUGUCCCGCAGCUCAUUAAGUUAGCAUGUAUUGAUACACACAUCAUAGAAAUCCUUAUGGUUUGUAAUAGUGGACUGCUCUUGACAUUAAUCUUCUUCACUUUACUUGUGUCCUACACUGUUAUACUGGUGAAGAUAAGAACACAUGUUGCAGAAGGACGACACAAAGCUCUCUCCACUUGUGCUGCUCAGAUUUUAGUUAUGAGUUUAAAUUUUGUACCAGGGAUGUUUAUUUAUGAUCGACCUUUCAAGUUAUUUCCUGAAGACAAGUUUGCUUCAGUCCUUUAUAGCCUUUUGACACCGAUGCUGAAUUCAGUGAUCUUCACUUUACGCAAUUCAGAAAUGAAAAACAACAUUAAAAAAUUAAUGAAAAAAGCCUCCAUCACACACAAAAAGGAACCACCAUAAUACAUUCAUCACACAGACAGUGACAUUAAUCAUAUGAUAACUUGAAGUAGCUAUUUUUGCAGUUUUCAUUAAUGUUGUGUGUAUCUUCAAGCCAUUUCUGCCUUAGGGGGACCCUAAGAUGUAUAUAUCACAAGGUUUUCUAAACAAGAUUUGUUCAGAAAGGGGUUGCCAUUGUCUUCAUCUGAGACUGAAAUAGUGUGAUAUGGCCAAGGUCACCCAGGAAGUUUCCAGUGCUGAGUGGGGAUUUGAACCCGUCUCCAGAGUGAUAGAAUGCCCAGACCAUUAUUGAUAGGAUUAAAAGCUUGAAUGUAUUUGUGAUGAGAAAUUAUUUGUACCCCAUGUUUGUUUUCUUACCAAAAGGAAUCCUUAUGUUCACAGGAUCUCAGUCAAGCAUUUAAUAGUGGUAGGUCCAUUUGCUGACAAGAAGAGACCAUGCCUUUCAAAAGAUAAUUGCUCAAUUUUUUUUACUUUCCUUUUAUUAAGAAAUCAUCUUUUCCCAAAAGGUUAAAAUAUGUAUUUCAGG